GGCACAACAAGAGGAGUUGUAAGAUGAAAAAUGAUCCAUCUUUCAAGAGGCCUCCUAAACUGCCAGUCAAGCGUGGCAGGCCACGAAAAAUAACUUAUGUACUUCGAUCUACUGCAACUUCCCCAACAACUCAGUCUAAUGUCCCUAGUUCAAGUGGACCAAGUCAAUUUGCUGGCACACCUUCAAGUGGACCUCAAAGGAGGAAAAAAGAAACUGCAUUAAUGCCUGAAUCAAGGAGAGUGAAAUUCAUUUCUAGUACAAAGUCAGCAGCAAAGGCAGCAUCAGCAAAGGCAACAGCAAGUAAGGGCAAAUCAGUUCCCUCUUAUGCCAGACUAACAAUUGCAAGUUCAACAAACAAUAGACCUGGCAGAGGUCGUGGCAAAGGAGCUAAAAAUGGUGGAAGAGAUGCUGCACCUGUUAGAACCCAAGAGAGUCAAGCAAAUUGAGUACUACAAUGCAAUUGUGGUUAAAUGUAGAGCAUGACAUUUCCUUUUUUAGGCAAAUAUUGUGUUUGUUAUCUUGUUUGCAGACUUGUGCCUUUCUUUAUAGCAGCCUUUGCACUAAUUAUUU
This is a messenger RNA of Ricinus communis (castor bean), 570 nucleotides long. RefSeq lists its product as uncharacterized. The transcript is spliced from 2 exons. Lineage: Eukaryota; Viridiplantae; Streptophyta; Magnoliopsida; Malpighiales; Euphorbiaceae. The record is from RefSeq and is a predicted model, not a curated record. The coding region runs from base 24 to 446 and encodes 140 amino acids.